Messenger RNA from Osmerus eperlanus (European smelt), 1588 nucleotides. RefSeq names its product nicotinamide N-methyltransferase-like. The transcript is spliced from 4 exons. Gene Ontology annotation, cellular component: cytosol. The record is from RefSeq and is a predicted model, not a curated record. Bases 97 to 903 code for a protein of 268 amino acids. Gene Ontology annotation, molecular function: N-methyltransferase activity. Lineage: Eukaryota; Metazoa; Chordata; Actinopteri; Osmeriformes; Osmeridae.
ACACAGCGGUCUAACGCAGAGUGGCAGUUACACUCAACUGGUCUGUUCCGAUAUCAACUGAGCACCCUGUGUUUUCACUCUGACUGUUCCAGCACUAUGGGGGAGUCCAUACCCAACAGUGAAUCUGACCUGGAACUGUACCAGACUAAAUUUGACCCCAAAACCUACCUGGGGUACUGUUACCAGUUCGCUGAGACCUCAGGGCAAAAGGACAACAGCCGGUUUGUGACAUUCGUGCUGUGUCAGCUUAGCAAGACCUUUUCAACCGGGAAGUUCAGGGGUCAACGUCUGAUCGAGGUUGGCACGGGACCGACCAUCCACACUCUGAUCAGUGCGUGUGAGUACUUUGAGGAGAUCGUGGUGUCCGACUACGUGGACAGCAACCGGGAGGAGAUUGAGAGGUGGCUGACAGCCAAGGACGGCUGCUUUGACUGGAACGCACACAUCCAGUUUGUUUGCGACCUGGAGGGGAAACGGACGCCUGCUGUCGUGUCGGAGACCAUUCGACAGAGGGUCAAACAGGUCCUGAAAUGUGACAUCUGUCUGGAGAAGCCGUUUGCUCCGGUGACGGUGGAGCCAGCUGAUUGCGUGGUGUCGUCCCUGUGCCUGGAGGCCGCCUGCAAGGACCGGGACUCCUACCGGCGCUCGUUGAGGGCCAUGGUGGGCCUGCUGGGGCCCCGCGGGGUCCUGGUGCUGAUCGGGGACCUGGAUGAGACCUUCUACACGGUGGGGGAGCAGAAGUUCCUGUGCGUGAGUCUCAGCCAGGAGUUCAUCCAGGAGACCCUGUCAGAGCUGGGGCUCACCGUGCUGGAGUUCACCCUGCAGCAGGCGCAGGACCGGAACCAGAACCACAAGUGUGACUACGAGGCCUCCUUCCACCUCAUCGCCCGGAAGAACGUGUGAACGGCAAUAAUACAAUUUGUACCCACUGUAAACUGUAGUUUCUUGACAGUCUGGGGCUCUUGUUAGACAAUUUCUCUAUUUAAUGAAAUUAUAUGUAUAUGUUGACUUUGUACCUUUUGAGAACUACUGUCAAGACAUAAUAGUUUUUUUAUUCCUUUAGUUAAAUGACUGUGCAGUGACGGAGUAGUACCCUCUUUGAUUAGCAACAUAUUUACAUUUACAUUUAGUCAUUUAGCAGACGCUCUUAUCCAGAGCGACUUACAGUAAGUACAGGGACAUUCCCCCUAGGCAAGUAGGGUGAAGUGCCUUGCCCAAGGACACAACGUCAGUUGGCAUGACCGGGAAUCAAACUGGCAACCUUCGGAUUACUAGCCCGAUUCCCUCACUGCUCAGCCAACUGACUCCCUCCCUCUGAUAUUAGGACAUGCGUUUAUGAUUGUGAGGUUGAUGUUUUGUUUUUUUACAGUCGACUGGCACACUAUUACUGAUGUCCUUCAUCUCAUCCAAAUGUAUUAAACGUUUUACUAUUAGUGUAAAAUAAAUUUUUUCCUAUGAUUUUCUGUGUAUUUUUUUCCAGCUCCAUAUACUUUUUGUCUUUGCAUGGCAUCAGGUCAUUCAGUGUCCACAUCUCAGUCAUUUGUUUUGUGUUUUGUCUACGGAAUAUUUGACACAUUCUCAAAUAAAA